Molecule: messenger RNA, 2003 nt
Organism: Microtus ochrogaster (prairie vole)
Lineage: Eukaryota; Metazoa; Chordata; Mammalia; Rodentia; Cricetidae
Gene: Tmem200b
Product: transmembrane protein 200B
Source: RefSeq, a predicted model, not a curated record
GGCGCGCUCGUGGUGCUGGUGGGCAUGGGCAUCGCCGUGGCGGGCUACUGGCCGGGCCGCGCCUCCCACGCCCCGAGGACCGGCCGCGCGCACGGGCCCCACGAACGCCUGCGGCUGCUGGGGCCAGUGAUCAUGGGCGUCGGCCUGUUCGUGUUCAUCUGUGCCAACACGCUGCUCUAUGAGAACCGGGACCUGGAGACGCGGCGGCUCCGCCGGGGCGUGCUGAGGGCGCAGGCGCUGCGGCCGCCCGACGGCUCCGGCUGGGAUGCGCUGCUGCCCAGUCCGGCGCCUGGGUCCCCGGGCACCGUCGCGGAGCCCGAGACUUGGGACCUGGCCCAGAGGAGGGGUCCCUCGCCCGUCCCGUCGGUGCGCAGCCUUCGGUCCGAGCCUGCCAAUCCUCACUCUGGGUUGCCCGCGCUGCUCCACAGCUACCCGUUGAAGGGCCCGGGGCUGCCACCACCCUGGGGUCCUCGGACUCAGACUGGCCACGUGAUCAUCACGGUGCAGCCCUCUGGUUCCUGCAUUGAGCACUCCAAGUCUCUGGACCUGGGCCUGGGGGAGUUGCUCCUGGGGACCCCAGCUGCUAGGGACUGUGCCCACCGAAGUUGGCCACGGCUGGACAGACUCAGUCUGGGGGGCUAUGCCAAACUGGGUGGAGACUUGGGGGCCCGGGUCUGAGGUUCAAGGGAUAACCUGCUGUGAGACUACCAGCGUGGACCAUGGGACCAGGACACCAGAAGUCUAGUGUCCACUAGCUGCUUCAGUCACCUCUGAGGCUUAGGAUGGAUGCUGCGGUGACAGCAGCCGCUCAGCCUCCUGACCUGCAUGUGUUGAGAGCAGUGCCAGCUGCACCGGCCAGCCUCAGGGGCAUGUGUUAAUGUGGACACCAGCAUGAUUCAGCCUCAGGAAUUUCUUCAGCCCAUGUGGCCUUAGCCCCGGGACAGGUACCUGAGGGGCUGCAGGCUAGGCCAGGAGCAUCCAGAGAUGCGCGGGUACUUAGGCAAAGGCAACAGUGGUAGGUUGGGAUGUCUCAGGCUGGGACAGGCUCCCUCCAAGGUGGCAGUGGUGAUGGAGGUGGGACCUCCAGGGGGAAGGUGGGAGAUGAAGUGGAAGAGAGACCCCCUGCAGCUUUCUGGGGCCGUGACUGCACCUCUAACUGCCACAUCAGGCCCAUUCUUCCUCCAGCCAGGUGGGCUAUCCUAGCAGGGCUCACUACUGCCAGUGCCCUGCUCCUGGGGUCAGACAGCUCCCCACAGAGACAGGUCCAUCUCACUUUCGUCUGACCCUUGCUGCAAAGUCUCCCCCAGUUGGCAGAAGGCACCCGCUAGUUCUCAGCAGUUACUUCCACAGCCCGGAGCUGCACUGUGGCCAGUGUGGGCAGCUUAGCACACAUACAGUGGCUUCCCUUCCCAGGUUUAAUUUUUUCCAUGCUUUUGUUAGAAAUUUUAAAGUGGAUCAGUCCUCACAGAAAAGUUUUUUUGUCAUGUUUAUUGAAAAAUGCCAUACAAGAAGCAAGACCAAACACUUAGCUAAAACACUCAGCCACAUCUGUCGCUAUGAAAGGUGCAGACGGCAGGCCUACUACUGCCUCUCUCACACCUAGGGUUUUCCACUUGGCUCUACUGCCGGCGUUCCUAUUCUGUCAAAUGUAAACAACUACUUGAUAUGAUUCAUAAUUUUUAGAAAAAUUUACAAAGCUCCUUCAUUUUUUUCAUCAAAAUAAUAAUAAUUUGAGAGAGAUUUGUAAAAACAACCAGCCUGGGGCUUGUAUUUCCCAUCAGCAUUGGAGGUGCUGGCUUGGCCAUAACUCCGCAGCCCGCUGGCCCCAGCUGCUCAGCAUCCCCCAGAAUAUACUGCUGGCCUGGGGGAGGGUCCCUGGAGUUAGCCUCCUUGGGCCCUCAGCUUAGGAAUAUAGGGCUCGCCUUGUGGGUGGGUGGCAGAGAUCUCAUGUGGUCUGAAGGAAAGCUUACUUCUGGAGUAAAAAUAAAACUGCAGUUGGGUUU